Gregarina niphandrodes is the source of this 1038-nucleotide messenger RNA. Its product is annotated as integrase core domain protein. The record is from RefSeq and is a predicted model, not a curated record. NCBI's taxonomy places the organism in Eukaryota, Apicomplexa, Conoidasida, Eugregarinorida, Gregarinidae. The transcript has a single exon. Gene Ontology annotation, molecular function: nucleic acid binding. Gene Ontology annotation, biological process: DNA integration. The coding region runs from base 1 to 1038 and encodes 345 amino acids.
AUGUCCGGCGAGUCCAACAACAUAGCCGACUGGCUCAGUAGAUGCGCCGGCGACGACGAAGGAGACGACGCACUAUUGGACCGGAUAUCACUGAAGAUCGCAGCUGUGUGGGCACCCCGACUGCUCAACCUCCCUGCACCCCCGACAAAGGAAGACUUCGUCAAAGCAUAUGCCGAGAAGGGGAACCCAAACCUGCGAGGUCUCCACUACAACAGCCUGUGGUGGAUCCAUCAGGACAAAGAAGACCUACGUUCCGCCAGUUGCGCACACGGCUGGUCAUCGCAUUCCACUUCGGUCCGAGCGGCCACCUGGGAGCCGGCAAGACGCGCAAGAGGGUCAAUACACGCGGGAGGCGCCGACUGGUAUAUCCUCGUCAUCAUAGACCACGCGACCCGAUAUAUGAUGGCCAAAAUCAUUUCAACGUUGGAUGCCAUGCAGACCUUCAGGACCUUCUAUCGGCACUGGGUAGUCCCGUUCGGGCCCCCGGGAAUGGUACUGACGGACAACGGCAACAGCUUCCGAAAAACCUUCCGCGCCAAGGCAACGUACCAGCUAGGAUGUAAGCACCUGACCGCCGCGCAGUACCGACCGCAAGCAAAAGGCAUCAACGAAGUCUCUCACCAAGAACUACACAACGUACUCAAGGCCCCACGGCAAGAAAGCAUCAGAGACAUAGAACUAACGGUAGAUGCAGCCACUCGCCCGCACAACGUAACGCCCCACUCCGCGAUAAACACGUCCUCGUACGAGGCAGUCUUCGGCAAACUCCCCAUCCUGGACAAAAUGCAGGACAUGACCCCGCUGAGCUCGGAACAAGAACGCAAGCAAGUGCAACAACAGGUGCUCCGAGAGCGAAUGGCCGAGUCUCUCCCCAGAGACCGGCUGUUAGAGGAAGACCCAUCCACCGACCUACAACCAGGAGAUAUCGUCGUGGUGAUCCGGAUUCCGCCCAGGGGCGUAACGACCUCAAAGAAAAAUUUUAUACAUAUCUUGGUCACAACUCACAAGGUCUUCCCUCCGCCUUCUGUUGCUAAUUAA